CACACACAACUUUGGGGUCUUGUUCUAUUCAAUCCCGUUCUUCCACAAGUAGUUCAGUGUCAGUCGUAGUGUGUAGCUCAGCAGAUACAGUCGUUAUAGACCAAUAAGUCUCCCUGUAUCUGUUCUUCCUAUCUGAUUCGUACUUAUCUUGAGGCAGGUUAUCCUCAGCAACACUGGUCAAAGGCCUUCUCCCCUGCACUUCACAAAAAUAAUAGAAUAAUAUUAGCCUCUUUUGGAUAAAGCACACACACACACACACACACACACACACACACACACCUCUGUCAGACCACAAAUGGUGGCGACCCGUCCUAGACACCCUCGGCCUGGGUUGUACCACUGUUCGCUCCGCCACCAGACGCGCCACAGCACCUGGCUCGCCUCGCGCCGCACGGGUCGUCACGCUGUCCCGUGAGACCACCUGCCUCGCUGGCGGGUUUUAAUCAAGGGACUAAUUUUCUCAAAACGCAUCGUAAGACACAAGACGAGGAGCAAGCAAGAUUCACGACGACACAGUUCUUCACUGACUCGUCAACUCACUGACUGCAAAGUGCGUCUGUGCAGAGAAGACAACACGUGUAGUGCCGCCCCUCCCGUGACUACUGAGGAGACAGGAAAGAGAAGAAACCAGGAAAGAAACAGCAAGAGGAGGAAGAGGAGGAGGAGGAGAAGGAGGAGUAAGAGGAGGACGACGACGAAAAAGAGUUGGGGAUUAAAGGGGAGGAGGACGAACAAGAGGAUGUACUGUGGUAAGAGGAGGAGGAGGAAGGCGUAAAUAGAAUAAAGGAAUAAAGAAAUACAAAGAAGAGUACGAAUGUAUAGGGAAGAAUAACGAAAUAUAUUGUCAAAUCAGGAAAAAAAAAGAAGGAAGAAAAGAAAAUAUAAAGGGAAUAGAAGCAAGAGUAGUGAAGCUUGAGAUAGAAUAAAAAAAAGAUAUGAAGGAGUAAUGGUUUAUAAGAAGGAGUAAGGAAAUAUAAGGAAGAAUAAUGAGAAGUACAGAAGGAAAAGGAUAUAUGAUGAAAGAAAAUAACCGUAGAUAACGCCUAUGAAAUUUUACUGGCACACAUUUCUUUCCUCCUCUCCUUCGAUUACCUUCCAACGUGGCAUACCCUUCCCUUAGCUAACCCAGCCAUUAUCCAAGAGGCAGAGAGGGAGAAGAUACAGUGCUCACCUCCUCACCACGCCCUGCAAUAAAGAGCAACACCUCCUCCUUCAAUGACCUCAUCCCAACACAUCAAAGACAAACCCACCACCACCACCACCACUACCACCACCACGACCACAACCACCAACCACGACCAUAACAAUAAUAAUGACCAAAACCAUAGCCCCCUCCACAAUUCCCGCCACAGUCAGAGCCGCACAGAGUCACCAGCAGCACCUCCAAGCCAGCUCUCCUUGUCCCAGCGGCAGUCCUCGUCCCCCCCUUACCACCACGUCGCCUUCACCAGCACCACCCUCUCCCUCCUCCACGCCACCGCCGCCACUCCAGCACGAGACCGCCGCCCUUAACCCUCCGAGGAACGUGCUGCCCCAGGGCCGUCUCGACCAGCUGCAGGCGGAGGUGAGCAAGCUGGAGCAGCGGAGCGAGCAGCUGGAGGCUCGGGUAGAGUUUUCUUCCGCCAGCACCAUGCCCUCGCCGCUGCCACGGACCAGAUCGACCUUAAACUGGAGGCGCUCAACCGACAACACAAGACCCUCUCGUCCUCAUAGUCUUUUGUGUGGCUGCCUCGAGGAACACUGCACGUACACCGCCUCUCCUGAGUGUGUUAUGGAGAUCCUUAAUGUUGAGGCAUACCUGUGUUUCCUGGUGCGAAAGAGAUUUGUGUGGUGUAAUACAGGUGCCGACACCGCACUUACCCACAAGAACUGACAAAAUAUCAUCGUUUUUAUGCUUACUAUAAUUUUU
Molecule: messenger RNA, 1909 nt
Organism: Scylla paramamosain (green mud crab)
Lineage: Eukaryota; Metazoa; Arthropoda; Malacostraca; Decapoda; Portunidae
Exons: 3
Coding region: 1313-1873 (186 amino acids)
Source: RefSeq, a predicted model, not a curated record